Messenger RNA from Nerophis lumbriciformis (worm pipefish), 309 nucleotides. The record is from RefSeq and is a predicted model, not a curated record. NCBI's taxonomy places the organism in Eukaryota, Metazoa, Chordata, Actinopteri, Syngnathiformes, Syngnathidae.
AUGGAAACUACUUGUGUCAUCCUAUCCUCGCUACUCGUGUGCGUGGCUGCUGUAGCAGACGUCGAUGUUCAGGAUGAACCUGAGAAAGAGGAAAACCCUUUUGUCUAUGACUACGAAAGCCUGAGGAUUUGUGGACUGGCUUUAGCUGUGGUGCUGUUCACACUAGGAAUUCUACUUAUUCUCAGUCGACGGUGCCGCUGCAGUAUCAACCAGAAACCCAGGGCCCCCGGAGAUGAAGAGGCACAGGAGGAAAACCUCAUCGUCUCAAAGGCCGCGGCAGCUGCCAAAGAAACUCCAGCUGAAAACUGA